Molecule: messenger RNA, 632 nt
Organism: Physella acuta
Lineage: Eukaryota; Metazoa; Mollusca; Gastropoda; Physidae
Product: huntingtin-interacting protein K
Biological process (GO): negative regulation of apoptotic process; protein stabilization
Source: RefSeq, a predicted model, not a curated record
UUAUUACCUGGCAAAACACGGGAGACAACUGUCGACGAUUGUAGGCUCUACAUGUCAGGUUGCUAGACCAAGAACAGGUUUAAUAAUUUAGAUUAUGGUUAUAGAUUCUAUAACCAUAUAGAAUCAAGAUCUAUAUUAUAUAUAGACUAAAUCUAGAAUAUAGAUACAUCUAGUUACAGUCACAACAACAAACAAAAGAUGGCUUCAAACGACUCACAGGUGGAAGAGGUAGAAGUUGAAGAAAAUGACGCAGAAUCUGAGUCUAGGGGUAAAAAAGUCGCGAAACAUGAUGCAGGGGCUGCUGAUCUUGAAAAAGUCACAGAUUACGAAGAAGAAAAGGAGAUAGCUGCUCAAGAUAUUCAAGAUGCUAUGCGUGUAGUUAGUGAUCGACAGAAUAUAGAGGCCAAAGCUAAACAUGAAAAGGAGAAAGAACUGUCAAAAGUCAAGAUAAAUAAAGAUGAUGUUGAUUAUAUUGUAAGUGUACAAGAAAUGGAAAUAUCAAGAACAAGGGCAGAAAGAGUUUUGAGGGAAUAUAAAGGAAAUGUGGUUGAGGCUUUAGUUUUUUUAACUAAUUGAAACAUUUGUUUUUCAUUUUUACAUUUGGUUUGCUUAAAUAAAUGUUUUUAAAAGUU